Messenger RNA from Protopterus annectens (West African lungfish), 1147 nucleotides. It is a transcript of the gene MTRES1, whose product is annotated as mitochondrial transcription rescue factor 1. Lineage: Eukaryota; Metazoa; Chordata; Ceratodontiformes; Protopteridae. Bases 230 to 943 code for a protein of 237 amino acids. The transcript has 4 exons. The record is from RefSeq and is a predicted model, not a curated record.
GGCUGUCGGAACUAUGAUUUGAGCGCACUUCCGCUUUAAAAGCAUUGUGUGAUAGUUGUGGAAUAGUAAAAGAAGGGUGGCAGAAAAAGAAGUGAUUGCUUCUUUUACUGUAUUGCUGUUGUAAAUAGUUGUAAAAACGAAUUAAUCGUAUUGUUAGUGUGGAACCUUGCUGCUAUUCGGCGGGCAAGUGUUUUUAAAAGAGAGCAAGCAAGUACGAGAGGUUGGGGCCAUGAGCUGUUUCAGAGCAUCCAUCAGAGUGCUUAGACAGUUCAGUGUGCGCACAGUGUGCUAUGAAAAUCAUCAGUGUCAUGAACUGUGUAAAAUCAAGAACUUUACACCAGCCUGUCAUCAUUCUAACUGGACUACUAUAGACUGCAGACAUCUGAACAUUCACUUUCCCUUGAAAUACUGUGAGACAUUUUUGCUAUCCCUUGGAAAGAUUUCAUACUUUCCUUUCCGGCUCAAAAGCAGUAAAAGUUCUCAGAAAGGUGGUAAGAAGAGCUUACAAGUAAAGGAUGAGGAAGAUGAUGAUGAUUCAGAGAAAAGUGACUAUGAGGAUGAGUUGGAGGAAGAUCCUAAUUUGCCUAAAGAUUACAAGGAUCUUGAAAAAGUUGUGCAGUCAUUGAGGUUUGAUCUGGUCAUGAAAGCUGGCCUAGAUAUGGCAAGAAACAAAGUAGAAGAUGCAUUUUAUGACAAUAAACUUAGACUGAAUGGAGAAAAGCUGUUGAAAAAAAGUAAACAGGUGAAAGUUGGAGAUGCACUUGAUCUUUUAAUUGGAGACGAUAAAGAAUCUGACACUAUUACAGUUAUGAGAGUAAAGGUGAAAAAAGUAUCUGAUGAAAAGACAGACACUGACAAAUACAGAGUUGUUCUAAGACGCUGGAAAAAUCUUAAGCUACCAAAGAAAAAUUUACAUAUGACAAAAGCUACUGACACUGAUUAAUAAUUAAAUAUACUUUAAGGCAAAAAUUUUACUGAUGAUUUACUGUUUUGAUUGCUGAACAAUAUUUUUUAAAGUUACUUGAGAUCUCCAAUUAUACUGAAGUACCAUGUUGUUGCAGCAGUGGUAUUUACUGAUGCUGUUAAAAGCACUUUUCCCCUUUGUAGAUCUGCAUUUGGAUUAAUAUAAACUAAUUUUCCAUAUUCA